Folsomia candida is the source of this 1976-nucleotide messenger RNA. RefSeq lists its product as uncharacterized. The record is from RefSeq and is a predicted model, not a curated record. Gene Ontology annotation, cellular component: membrane. Gene Ontology annotation, biological process: sensory perception of taste. NCBI's taxonomy places the organism in Eukaryota, Metazoa, Arthropoda, Collembola, Entomobryomorpha, Isotomidae. Bases 95 to 1333 code for a protein of 412 amino acids. The transcript has 7 exons.
CUUCAGUUCUAUCUACUAAAUAUACCAUAAUAAACUGUGAUAGUAAAACAUAAACUUUAUUAUUAAGUUCCCCACUGGAAACAAGAAAUUUACGAUGGAACCACCAAUUCAUCCCGAAGAACUGCUCCUCACUUGGGCAAAGUGGCCCAUCCUUGGCGUCCAGUUUAACGGAUAUCUUUCACUCUCCGUAACCCAAAACAAAUUUACAAAAGAUACACAAUCUCAACCGAAAAAUUACCGCAAAUCUUUACAAUUUCACUUCGUCAGCAUUCCAUUUAUAUUUCAUGUAUUAUUUAUAACAAUAUUCUCAGUUCUUAUCAUCUGCUUCGGCAACAAGGGUUACAACGCGUUCAAACGGUUAGAGGAGCUCUCAUCCGACGCCACAAUCCUUGCCGGUUACACUCUUUGUGGAUUCAUAUAUACGAUAGGAAAUCGAACCUGGAGUUUAUUCAGUGUUAAGAAAAGCCUCGUCUUUUGGGCUUAUCAAGUGGAUAAGAUUAGUCUUAUCACGCCUAAUUUGUGGGACCCUGAAUCUGUGCGGGAUUUACGAAAAGAAAUUCGUACAUCAUUUCUCCGUACCGUUUUCUUCAUCAGUAUCGUCAUGAUCUCACUAUUUUUGGGUGAUUUAAUUUUAGUGGAUUUUUUGAAAAUCUCGAAAUAUAGCGUUAUUGCGGAUUCCUUCAUGGGUCAGAGCGGUCCCGUUGUAAUUGCUGGAUUAUUUUGGACAUAUUGCUAUUUUUCUAAUGCAUUUUUGUCCGUCUGGUUAAGUUUCUUUGUUAAAAUAUAUGCCGCUGCAGUGUCAUCAAUUCGGGCUGAGGUGAAACUCGGGAAAAUUACUGGGACAAAAAUAGCCAGAAUUUCGAAAGCUUAUAGCAUUUUAAUUAAGCUGGUGAAUCACUUUAAUGCUAAAAUGGGGAGAAGGAUAUUUUUAGAGGUGGGAUUUAACCUAAUUUUCAUCUUGGGUAGCACCUACUUUGUCAUUGUUUCUGUGAAAGUGGGCGAAAUUGGAAAUAUGCUGACGAACCUGACUAGUGCCGUGUUAUCGAUGCAUGUCCUGUACAUUUACGGUAAUGAUGGAGAAAAGCUGGAGGCCGCGAGGGUACAAUUGGUAACUUUGUUGUGUGAAUUGGAAGGAAAUUGGGAGAUGGGAGUGGCAGAUAAGCAGAUUCGGGAUUUUCAAAUGAAGGUGAAAACGUGCAAGCUACGGAUAACACCUGAAAAUUAUUUUAAGCUUGAUAGAAGUUUCAUUUUGUCGGUUUUGCCGAUUUUGAUGACGCUAUUAAUUGUGUUGGCCCAAUUCAGAGAUUCUGACGAGAAGGGUGGGACACGUUAAGGGGGAGGAUAACUGAAUUAUCAAUUAAAUAAUGGAAUUAACGAAGAGUGGGACACGCUUUGACUACUAAUCUCACUCUGCCCCACACUGGUAUUUGCGUCCAUUGUUGUACAUACGAUCAACCCUUCACUUCUGUCCGUGGCUACAUCACCGUCGAUUGUAUCAGCAUCUUUAUGUCGAUCGUGUACUUGAUCUUUUCCUGCCUCAUGGUGCAUGGAUAUCGCGUGCGAAAUCACCGCUACAUCUUGCCAUGGUUAGUCUGGAACUAUGUAUCCCUUUGCAUCGGUGGUGCCUUGACCGUGAUGCUGUUUUUAAUGAUGACCGUGGUUGGAGAGGUCGGUGCGGGAUUCACUUUUCUCGCUAUUGGUGGGGUUUACUUGGUAGUGUGGUCUUACUUUUUCUUCGUGGUGAAAAGAUUUGUCGACGAGUUGAAGGGAAGCGUGACUUAGACUUUGGAACACAUAUAAUGGAAUUAUUGUAUAUUUAUAAUUUUAUACUAAUUUGUGUAUACUUUGAAUUACUUUUUUUAAAAAUCUGCGUUGGAGGAUAUGUUCAUUGAGAAAAUAUGUAUUAAUUAUCUUCCAAGCUUUUGAAUAAAUGUCUAUGUAUUAUCUUUCAAGGUUUCCAAUAAACAUUCAUGAAG